Molecule: messenger RNA, 9614 nt
Organism: Varanus komodoensis (Komodo dragon)
Lineage: Eukaryota; Metazoa; Chordata; Lepidosauria; Squamata; Varanidae
Gene: SON
Product: SON DNA and RNA binding protein
Exons: 10
Coding region: 88-7272 (2394 amino acids)
Biological process (GO): regulation of mRNA splicing, via spliceosome; regulation of cell cycle
Molecular function (GO): RNA binding
Source: RefSeq, a predicted model, not a curated record
UCGUGUCUCCUUCCGGUGUUGCAUUGUAGGGCGCAGGCGGAUCUGCGUCUCGGGGAGAGUAAGAGGUUCGUGCUGCGCGAGGCUGUCAUGGCGACUAACAUCGAACAGAUUUUUCGGUCUUUUGUCGUUAGCAAGUUCCGGGAGAUCCAGGAGCAGCAAUUCGGCGGUGGAAAGGUGGGAGCUCAACACAAUGGUGAAAUAAAUUCAUCUGAGCAAGUAAACCCUUCAGAUGAUACCAUUGCAUCUAUUGGGAAUCUUCAGAAUGAUCCACUGGUACAGAAGAUAGAACAAGUAUUAUCAGAAGUGUUGGGUGCAGAAUCACAAUACAGAUCAGAUGAUCAAGAGGAUUUAGUGAAAAAUAAAUCUCGCUCAUAUAAAAGAGGCUUGUCUGAAGAAGUCCAGGAUGAAAUUCCACGGAAGAAGUCGAAAAAGGAUAAGAAACACAAAGAUAAGAAGAAGAAGAAGAAAAGAAAGAAGGAGAAAAAGGAGAAAAAAUACAAAAGGCAGUCCAAGGGAUCAAAAGUAAAUGCCCAGGAAGAUGAAUGUGAAGAACUGUCACCUUGCUCUCAUUCAAAACCAGAAAAUUCAAGCUCCCUGAUGAGCACAGAAGAUGUGGAUAUCCAGUCUGCAUCUGCCUUGACACAGGGUUCUUCAUGGAUUAAAGAAAAAUCUGCACUUGAAAGCCUAAAUUCAACCACAUCAAAUUCACAUGAUGCAUUUAGUUCAGAUACCAGCAAACUGGAUACAUCUGAAGACGAUUCUGCUUUAAUCAGAGGGCAGGAGAUCAGGAAAGUGGAUCUUACAAAUGAGAGAGAACUGCAAAAUGACUCUUAUCAGACUACCAACCUAACUGUGAAUCUGUUCACAGAGAUUGAGUCUUUAAAUACUUCUGAGGCUGAUGGUAGUGUUGUUUGCAUGGCUAGAAGUGGAGUGUCUUGCAUAAAAGAAGUAGAACAGCCUGAAGCUAGUUCAGUGUUGGAGGCAACAGAAAAAGUGAGCGUUCCUGGAAACAGUCCACAUUCUGUAGUAGUGGAACUGGAAGAUGCAGAAAUGAGUUUGGAGUCUGAUACAAUGGAGGUUAAAAGUCUGGAUUCUGUUUCAGAAUCUUUAUAUUCAGACAGCAUGAAACAAUCUGUAACAACUUCAUUUGAAACGUCUGGCUGUAAAUUCAUGAAUGCACCCUUGGAGGCAGUUGCAGAGGCCAAAGAUUCAGUGACAACUUUGGGAUUUUUGGCUAUGGUUGUAGGGAAAGAUUUUGAAGCAACUUCAGAAUUUUUGAAUACGGCAAAAGUAAAAGCUGCUGAGAGAAGUCCAAAACAUACUGCCAUUACAGAUGUGAAAGAUUUAGUGCAUGACACUGAGAGAAUUACUGCAGUAAAAGAUUUGCAGAAGAAUCUACAGUUUGAGUCUAGAGCAGAGCUGAAGGAUUCAGAAGGAACUCCAGAAUCUCUGCAUGAAAUUUCUGGAAAAGGUAUUGAAUCUGUUGUAGAAAGUAAACUGAAGUCCCAGCCAAAUGAUUCGGAAAGAAUUACAAAAUUUGACAUUUUGGCAGAAACUCUUGCUACUGAGACUAUGGCAAGGAAGACAGAAUUAAAAGCAACCCAAGGCUCUGUAAUUAUGAUGGAGUCGCAAGAUUCAGAAAAAUAUCCAGGACCACAGGAAAUUGUAGCAGAUGCAAAAGACUUGAGAAAACCACCAGAGCUGGAGGUUAUGAGUAGAACAAAUUCAGAAGUAUGUGUUUCAGAUGUAGUAGAAGCAAAGAAUUUGGAUACUGCUUCAGCGUGUAAGAAAAUUGACUUGAGAUAUUUAAAAGCAAAAUCUGAUGAUUGUGCAUCAGAAAUGGAAAAUGUGAAUACCGUUCCUGAGCCUCUUGGAAUGAUGGGUGCGAGGACUCUAGAUUGUCCUCCAGGAUUUCAGAAAACCACACAGGAGCAGAAGGGAGAUUCAAAAAUUAUCCAAGAUUCAGAUACAGUAAUUGAGGUGAAAGUUCAUGAAAGCAGUUCACAAUCUAAAGUUCCAGAGAUAAGUGGUUUAGAAGCAAUUUCAGAAACUUCAGAGAUAAUGAAAACACAAAAUCUGGAAUUUUCAGAAUAUUUAAGCAGAGGAGAUAUGGCAAGUGAAAAAAAAUCAGAUCUUCCAGAAUAUGAAUCUUCUAGGAAAAAUGAAGUACUACUAGAAUCACAGAGUCUGUCAAUGUUGCAAGAGUCAGGUACCACACUGAGAAGUGACACACUUACACUUCAGACUAUGGAAGCACAUUCAGAAAUGGCGCGUGUGAGUAAUACUGAAAAUUCGGAAGUACCAUCACAGUGCGAAGAACUGGUAGUAGUGGGAGAACUAGAAGGAGCACCAGGAUCUCGGUUUGCGCUAGGUACAUUAACUGUGAAAACAACACCUCUCUUGGUCCAUGCAACUGAGGAUAAAGAGUUCAAAGCUACUAAAACAGUUGGAGCAGGAGCAAACAUAGACAAAUUGAUGGUAUCAACAGAGUCUGUUGUAUUACAAGAAACUUUUGAACCUGUUUGUGUGAUGGAUGUGAAAGAUUUAGAAGCAAGUCAGAAGUUGGAAACUGAUCUUGACUCUGUGGCCCAAAAAGAAAUCAGUAACUUACACACACAGUCUUCUCAUAAAGCUGGUGUAAAUGCUGCAGAGACACUUAAAAAAACUGGACAUCUGGUAGAUGCUUAUAUCGCAGAAGACAUCCUGACAGCUGCAGAAGAAAAGGACUCUGGACCAGUUCUGGAAUCGGAUGCAAAAUAUUCUGAAUCAUUUUUUGAAUCUACAACCAUUUCAGAAAAAGAUAAUUCUGACACAAAUCUAUCUAUGUUUGUGACAGAUGUCAAAGAUUCUGCAGCAGGCUCCAGUGCUCUAGGUACAGGAGAGUUGAACAAUUUAAAAGCAGUGCUGCACUUUGAAAGAACAUCCACGCCUUUGUGUGCGUUAGAGUCAAGGGAUUCAAAUGAUGCUGUAGCAUCUUUACCUAAAACGGAAAUAAAAGAUAUUAGAAAAACACUGAACUAUGAAAGAGUAUUGGAAGUUAAAGAUCCAGUAGUCUGUGCAGCACAUCUAAGUACACCAGGAGUAGCACCUUCAGAAUCUGUCUCUGUGUCAGAAGUAACUGACGGUAUGGGAUUUAUAGAAUUAAAAACUACUCCAACAGAUACAGGAGAUUUAAAGUCUUCUGAUACAACAGCAGAGACAAAUUCAUUAAUAAUUGAUCCUGAGAUUCAUCUGCAACAAGAACAUUCUUCAAUAGUAAAAUGUUUGGAUUCCACUUCAGAAGCUGAGUAUGUUCUAGAGACACCUGGCAACAAAACUGCUGCAGAAUCUGAAUGUACAAUGGAAGAGAAAAUUUCAGAGGUAAUAUGUCCAGAUAGUGUGGAAAAUCUUGAAGCUAUUCCUAAACAUAUUCAAGAAACAAAGGAUUUGGAAUCUCUUUCACAAUUUGUGCACACUGUGAAUGCAAAAGAUCUGGAAGGAAGUCUCAUAUAUGAAGAUGUGCUAAAUGUUUCAGGAACUACCCCACAGAUUUCAAGUGCAGUAGAAAGAACAGACUUGGCUAAUUCAUCUAUGGUUGCAGAAGCAGUAAAAGAGUCAGAGUACCCUAAAUACCCUGAAGAAAUGCUAGGUAAUGUAGAUGUCAAAAAUGCACAGGAAAAAUUAGGUUUUGUGGCUAUAGUAGAGUUGAAAGAUACAGAACCAACUUUAACAUCUGAAACAGUUGUGGAAUGUAUACAUUCAAAAGAACCAGUUAGUUUUGAAACUACUAAAUGUAAGUCUGUUGGGGAGGUAAAAGUUGCCCAGACAUCAACAGACAAAGAGCCACAGAUGGAUUUUGAAGAAACCUCAAAGUCUGUCUUAAAUUUUGAGAGACGGGAUUUGGAAAGAAAUUCAACCUCUGUGCUUUUGUCAGAGGUAGAUACCUCUGAAGUGUCCUUAGAAUCUGCUCAAGUAAUGCACGUGAAAGACUCAGUUCAUGAAUGCAUGAGUGCAAAGAACAUAGAAAUUUCAGAACAACAUUCAAAAUGUUUGUCUGAGACAGAGCCGAAAGUUCUGGAAUCAGCUGCAGGAUGUGCAGAGUUAACUCAGGCUAAGAAUUUAGAAUUGAUUCCACCACUCACUGAGGAGGCAAAACAUUCAGGAACUACUUUAGAAGAUUCAUGCAUAGCAAAGGAAAAAGAUUUGAAUGGAACUCCUCAACUCUCUUUAGUGGAGCAGGGUAUUAAAGAAGCCCCAAAACCUGUAUGCCCAACAGUAAAAGAUAACUUUGAAACAAACCAACAAAUGACUGUAUUGAAGGACUUGGAAGCAGCUUUAGAACCUGUGCAUGUCACAGCAGAGAAGAGUGUGAAAGUGGGAGAACAGGUAAUUACAGAGACAAAAGACUCAGAAGCAGCUCUUGAACCCAUGCACGUGGAAAAGGAGAAGGACUUGGAAACAACUCUGCAAGACUCCGUGAAGGAUCAUGAUUCAGAGGCUACUCCAAAGUCUUCAGACAUAACGAAGGAAAAUGAAGAAAGUGCUUUGAAAGAGAAAAAAAGUGAAAAGAUAAGCAGCAAAAGUAGAGAUAAAAGUAAGAGUGGGAAAAAAGCAAAAAAGAGCAGAUCUAAAUCUCCUUCCAAGUCAAAAAAGCGUAAAAAGAAGUCUAGAUCACAUUCUACCUCCAGACAGGCAGCAUCAAGAAGAGGACGUUCUAGAAGCAAGACUGAUUCGAGUUCCAGGAAAAAGCAUUCUACUUCACGUCAUAAAUCUAGAUCAAGAUCUGCUGACAAAAAAGAGAGCAAGGAAUCUUCAGUAAGGUCUAGACGGAGGCGUUCACGAACAUCUGAUCUUAAAUCUAGAUCCAGAUCUCCUGAAAAGAGAGAAACCUCAGUAAGAUCAAGGCAGAGACGGUCCAGAUCUUCUGAUCAUCACAAGUCUAGAUCCAGAUCGGUUGACAGAAGAGAAUCAGCCAGAAGAAGGCGAAGAUUGUCAAGGUCCUCUGAUAACCAUAAAUCUAGAUCUAGAUCAGUUGAUAGAAGAGAGAGAGUGAGGUCACGGCGGAGACAGUCUAGAUCUUCUGAUCGUCGCAAAUCCAGAUCGCGAUCCAUUGACAAAAGAGAGACUUCAGUGCGGACAAGGCGAAGACGGUCUCAGUCUUCUGAUCAUUACAAAUCUAGAUCCCGAUCUCUUGACAGAAGAGAGUCUUCAGUAAGAACACGGAGAAGACAGUCCAGAUCCUCUGACCGUCAUAAAUCUAGAUCAAGGUCAGUUGAUGACAGAAGAGAAUCUUCAGUGAGGACAAGGCGGAGGCGGUCAAGGUCCCGUGAUACUCGCAAAUCUAGGUCCAGAUCUGUUGACAGAAGGGAGACGACAGUGAGAACAAGAAGAAGGCGGUCCAGAUCCUCCGAUAAUCGCAAAUCUCGAUCCAGAUCAGUAGACAAAAGGGAGAGUACAGCAAGGAUAAGACGCAGGCGGUCCAGAUCCUCUGAUAAUCGCAGAUCAAAAUCUAAAUCGGUUGACAAAAGGGAGACGUCGGUAAGGACAAGGCGAAGGAGGUCUGUGUCCUCUGAUCGUAAAUCUAGGUCUAAGUCGGUUGAUAAAAGAGAGACUUCAGUCAGGGCAAAAAGGAAACGUUCUAAGUCCUCUGAUCGCAAAUCUAGGUCCAGAUCUGUUGAGAAUGGAGAUGCUUCAGCAAGGUCAAAAAGGAGACGAUCCAAGUCUACUGAUCAUAAGUCUAGAACAAAAUCUGUUGAUAAAAUAGAGUCAUCUUCAAGGUCUAGACACAGAAGAUCAAAGUCAUCAGAUCGUCGAAUGUCUAAAUCAAAAUCUAGAUCUAAAUCUUCUGAAAGAAAAGACAAGGACUCUUUAGAUGGGUCAAGAGGGAAACACUCCAAAUACAGAUCAAAGUCUAAAUCUCUUGAAAAAACAGAGGGAACUGAAUCUUUGGAAGUACCUAUGCGCAAUCGCACAAAGUCUCCUGAAAAACAGAAAUCUAAAUCUAGGUCUAGGUCCAAAUCUGUAGAUAAAACAAGAGAGAAAGAGAAUUUACGACGAUCAAGGAGUAAAGGCUCUAAGUCUCCAGAGCCCAGAUCUCGUAGGCGUAGAACAGUUUCUCGAUCUCGAAGGAAUCGUUCUCGGUCUCGGAAGAGGGGAUCAAGAUCAAAGUCUGUUCAGAGAUCAAGAACACGCUCACGAUCUCGCUCACGAUCAUGUUCAAGACGCUGGAGGAGGACUAGGUCAAGAUCAUUGUCAAGACAGCGGUCUUUAUCAAGGGAAAGGCGUAGGAGAUCUCGGAGAAACCGAUCCAGGUCUACUGACAGAAGAAGGAGAAGAUCUGAUUCAAGAGACAGUUAUAGAAUAUCUCUCAGAUUACGAUCCCGAAGUCGAACACCUGCCCGUCUCAGGUGCUCUAGAUCUACAGGGAGAAGAAGGAGUGCUAGUAAAUCACCUGAUCAUCGUAGAUCCAGAUCUUCAAGCAGGUCACCUAAGCGUCUGACUGACUUAGACAAGGCACAGCUACUUGAAAUAGCCAAAGCAAAUGCAGCUGCCAUGUGUGCUAAGGCAGGUGUUCCUUUGCUACCAAGUCUUAUGCCUGUAAUAACUCCAGAAAAGAAGGAAGAGAAAGUUACCCAAAAGUCAGCAAAAGAGACAAUAUUGGAACUCACUGAGAAAUGCAAGAAGAUUGCACAAAGCCAGGAAGAUGAUGUGAUUGUGAAUAAACCUCAUGUGUCUGAUGAAGAGGAAGAAGAGCAUCCAUUUAUUAAUCAUCCCUUUAAACUCAAUGAGCCCAAACCUAUUUUUUUCAACCUAACAACACCUACCAUAAAGCCAGCACCUCCAAAGACUCAGGUUACUUUGACAAAAGAAUUUCCUGUGUCUUCUGGAUCUCAACACAGGAAAAAAGAAGCUGAUAGUGCAUAUGGAGAAUGGGUUCCUGUUGAGAAGAACAAGGAUGAGAAUAAGGAUGAUGUGUUCCCCAACCCAGCCAAUCUGGAGCCUGUUGACAUCUCAUCAGCACUGAAUGAGAGGCAAAUAGCCCAGAAAAGACUUACAGAAAAUACAUUUGAUUUGGAGGCAAUGUGUUUGUUAAACCGUGCACAGGAACGGAUUGAUGCCUGGGCUGAGCUGAAUUCUAUACCGGGCCAUUUUACAGGAAGUACUGGAGUGCAGGUGUUGUCUUCAGAACAGUUAUCCAACAGCGGCCCCCAGGCUUGGGUUAAAAAGGUAUUCAGCUUUGCACCCAGGAUUGGGUAUUCUUGGAGUUCCCAUUUGUGUGGGCUUUUCUUGUGACAUUGAAUGAAUCUGGUAAAUUGUCAUUUCUUACCUCUUUGGUUUCUAACUCUUUUUGUGCCGGUUCAGAUAUCACAGUGGACUUUUUUUGUGUCAGUGUUGAUUCUUUUUCCUACCUGGAAGUUCUUGCUACUAGAUGUAUGUUAGAUAGUUAACUUGUCCUGUAAACUGAGCAUGGGCUAAUUGACCUUCACAAACAUAUCACAAGGAAGAAAUGAUUUAGCUUCAUCUUCUGACAAGACACCUACAACUUCACUAGACUUGAAAGGAGUUUUGAGGAUUCUCAGUUGAAAAAAUUACCAUAGCAGCAACAUAGUGAAUAUCAGAAUAGGAACAUAUGAAUGUCAUUGGACAACUAAUGAAGUUAAGUGGAAAAGUUUCCCUAUUUAUAGUGUAGUCUUUCUAUUAAAGAUUUCUUCAUUAGUCUUUGCUGAUAAAUUACACUCAAUUUGCUGGCCUUGCUUAUAGCAACUCACUUGAAUUGUUUACUUUAGUUAAAACUAAUUGCGUUUUAAUGUAGCGCUGUAUCUCUGCUACAUACUAGUAGUAUUUUUGUUUGAAUUCUUGCUAUGCAAGAGAGACUUUCCUAGAGUCACACUGUGAUUUACUGUCCAAAAGGAAUUAUUUGUCAUUUGAAGUACUUGUUCAGUUUCGAGACAGUGCUUGCUGAGCUUUGUAAACAAAGGACAAACAUUACACUUGCAUAUGAACUUGUCAAUCUUAAAUUACUCCUCUGUUGGCAGUUACCAUGUAUAAUUCACCAGCUAGAUAUAUUGAAAUGAAUUCUUUGUUUCUUACAUGCCACUGCUGAUAGUGUUCUGAAAUAAUUUGUGGCGCUAUAAAGGUUAGCUGACUGCUCAGUAACAAGUAAAUAAAACCAGCUGUGUUCACUAUGCUGCAUUUGACAAGGAGUUGUGAAAUGCAAUCCAGCAAAGUGAGGCAUGCUUAAGUCUCAAAUUACAGUUCCAACAUAUGUCUGCUCAUAAUCAGGUUCAGUUGAGUUCACUGGAGCUUAUUCGCAUGUGAAUGGAUCAAGGAUUGCAGCCUUAAACCCUAUUUUCAGUUGGACACAUGAUUUUCUUUGGAUGCCAUUAUAAAAAAUUAGAACUGAGGGUAGUCACUAGAUGGAGCUGGUAUGUCUAACCUGUCAAGUCAAUUAGGAAAAGAGAUGCCAUGUUAACAGAGAUGCUCUUUAGAGCUUAAGCACAUUUCAGAACUAUUUAAGACUCUGAUAUCUUUAAGUUUAGCAUAUAUUACUUAAUAUUAAAAAAUACAUCCCACAUUUCCAGAUAAAAUGCCCAUUCAAGAUUUAAUGGACUCUCUUGUUUGUAAACCUGAAGAGGCUAUUAUUCUCUCCCCUAAAACAAAAACUAAUUUUGGAAAAUUAGUUAUAGAAAAUUCCUGCAGACUUCAAAAGACCUUGUGGAAGAGUUGGUCUGUGUUGUCUUUGUGAACUGGAUACACAUUGGUGAUGAAACAGACAUUGUUGAUGAACAUUCUAUCAUUACAAAGCAGGUACAAAAGAGGAGUCGGAGCCCUGGGUGACAUUGACUGGGGUUUGUAUCAUUCUCUGCAUGGUUGCCCUUUUCUAAUGAGAGGUUCCUGGAAAGGAGAGGGGAGGAUGAAAAUGGAAGUAAGUAAAAGCCAUUCUAGGUGUAUCAACUCAAAGCAGUUGGUAACUGGCAUCAGCUAACAUGUCUCUUGUGUACACAAACUGCAUGGCUUGCACCAGUCAAUACAUCUUGGUGAGAGAGGUAAUGUCCGCCUCAGAUCAGUCUUUCCUUACAUCAAAACACCUUUCCAAAGUAAUGUCCAGUUGCAUGAUAUGCAAUCAUCUGUUUAGUUGUAGCAUAGGGGCAUAUUGAUUACUUAAAGGAACUCAUCUUACACUUGUUCUAUCAACAUGACUAUUAGGUUUUUUUUUAUCAGGAAAUGAGGUUUCAUAUUAUCUUGGGUAUGUGACAUUGUGAAGAAGAGCAAGUCUCUUUGCUUUCACAAUCAUAUUUUCAAGAAUUGAAAAUGAAAGCAAAACAGGCUGAAAGAAAAGAAAUGGCUGAUUCUUGUAUUUUUGAUACAGGAAUAUUAAGCACUGUGCCUUUUAAAAGACAACAUGCAAAUUUAUUGUGCUAAGGCUAACACUGUAUAACUUUAACAAAAGCAGUUUGCCACAUUGGGUCAUUGGGUGGGGCAGAAAAGAGAGAUGAUUGUUCACAGAAUAGUCUGUGAACUUUCACCCCUCUAUAUGGAAACUUGUUUCAGGGCCAAAUCUGCCUUGUAGCUGCCUUCUUGCCACGGUCAAUGCCAGCCCUACUAUUCACAACCCUGCGGCCAUCGAGGCCUAG